Molecule: messenger RNA, 760 nt
Organism: [Torrubiella] hemipterigena
Lineage: Eukaryota; Fungi; Ascomycota; Sordariomycetes; Hypocreales; Clavicipitaceae
Source: the annotation of a GenBank genome assembly
CUUCUGAUAUAUCCUCAUAUAAUCGUCAUGUCCGCUACAAUUCCGGUUACACCCCGAGAACGAGUGACCAUCCGGUCAACCCUCCCUCGGCUUCCCAUUGACAAGCCUCCAACGCUGGAGAUUCUCACAGAGAGACUGCGAUUACGUCUCCUGCGAUCGUCUGACUUGGAUGUGCUUCAUAUUAUGCGCACUCAGGUGGAGGUGAUGCGGUGGUCUGUCAAGGGUAAACCCAAUGAGUCUAUUGACAUCACCAAGAAAGAAUUAGAUAAGAUGAUGUCCAGCCCUGAAUCCUUGGCUUUUGCAAUCUGCUUAAAGGGCACAGGCGAAAUGGUGGGCAUUGGUGGCCACCACCGGAGACAGGGAGACCUCGGGUGGCCAACACUCUUCUACACCUUGCGAUCGGAGGCAUGGGGCAAUGGCUAUGCGACCGAAUUUCUCAAGGCCUUUUUAGACCAUUGGUGGACGCUACCGCGUGAAGAAGCUGAGUGGCCAGUCGAUGUGUCGCUCAUUAGUGGCGACGGGCCUAUCAAAGAUGAGCUCGUUAUGGCCGCCACGGUGCUCCUGAAUACUGCUAGUCAGGGAGUAAUGCGCAAGAGCGGCAUGGUACUGACCAAGAUCUGGGAGGAAGAAGAUUUACACAAGCCGGGUACCGGUGAACUGAUUCAGCUGUUGGCCUUCGCACAGAAGAAACCAACUCAGUGAUCACCUUUGGUUGGAUAUAUGCAGCAUUUAGUACUUUGGAACCUAUAUUAAACCAACU